Molecule: messenger RNA, 483 nt
Organism: Eimeria mitis
Lineage: Eukaryota; Apicomplexa; Conoidasida; Eucoccidiorida; Eimeriidae
Product: cathepsin L-like thiolproteinase, putative
Exons: 3
Coding region: 1-483 (160 amino acids)
Biological process (GO): proteolysis
Molecular function (GO): cysteine-type peptidase activity
Source: RefSeq, a predicted model, not a curated record
AUGGAGGGGUGUGUUACCCCCAUAAAAGAUCAGGGGGCCUGCGGCUCGUGCUGGGCCUUCUCAGCAACAGGAGCGAUAGAGGGGGCCCUCUGUGCUGCUGCUAUACGCCAGCAGCAGCAGCAGCAGCAGCAGCAGCAGCAGCAGCAGCAGGAGGAAGAGGAAGAGGAAGAGGGAGAGGAGUGGGAGAGAGAGGGAAGAGGAGAGAAACUUCUGCAGCAGCAGCAAACGAACUUCCUGCUGCAGCAACAACAACAGCAGCAGCAGCAGCAGCAGCAGCAGCAGCAGCAGCAGCAGCAGCAGCAGCAUUUGGAGGAAGAGGAAGAGGGAGAGGAGUGGGAGAGAGAGGGAAGAGGAGAGAAACUUCUGCAGCAGCAGCAAACGAACUUCACGCUGCAGCAACAACAGCAGCAACUGCAGCAGCAGCAACAGCAGCAACAGCAGCAGCAGCAGCAGCAGCAGCAGCAGCAUUUGGAUAUUAUAUAA